Messenger RNA from Solanum lycopersicum (tomato), 507 nucleotides. Its product is annotated as zinc finger protein KNUCKLES. Lineage: Eukaryota; Viridiplantae; Streptophyta; Magnoliopsida; Solanales; Solanaceae. The record is from RefSeq and is a predicted model, not a curated record. Gene Ontology annotation, biological process: negative regulation of abscisic acid-activated signaling pathway.
AUGGCGGACCACACCCACCUAGUUUAUGAUUUCUGGAACCAGUCUAACUCCGUUGCCCCAGAUAUUAUGCUGGAACCACCCAUGAUCCCUAAACCUAAAGUAGCUCCAUCUUCAUCUAGAAUGUUCUCUUGCCUCUAUUGUUCCCGUAAGUUCUGCACUUCUCAAGCACUUGGAGGACAUCAGAAUGCUCACAAACGAGAAAGAGCCGCUUCUCGCCGGAAUAUGUUCUCUACCGACCCUAACAAUAACAAUAAUAGGCUCCAAUUCCAUUUUCUUCACAACAACAAUGAGAAUGUGCCUCAACAACACAACAUCAUCAAUGCUAAUUACUCCUGCCAGCUCCAAGUCCAACCACCGCCUCCUUCAAACAAUAGCUUGUGCUCCUCCUCAUCCGCCGUUUUCUAUCCUCCGCCGAAUCAUGGAUAUUUUUCUACUACUGGUGAGGAUUUGUCAUUGUUCCCCAUUGAUGAACCCCAGCUGAAUCUCGACCUUACCCUUCGUUUGUAG